AUGACCACCGAGCCCGAGCCCGACCAAAUCACCAUCCCCGAGGGGUACACCCUCCACACCGAAAACACCGCGCGCAUCCUCCUGCCGCCCGGGAACCAGGCGUUCCUGAACCCCGUCCAGGAGUUCAAUCGGGACUUGAGCGUCGCGUGCAUCCGCACGUGGAGCGAGCUGCUGAACGAGGAGAAGGCGGCGAAGUGGAGGCAGAACCAGGAGAAGCGGGCUAAGAAGGCGGAGCGGGGGCCGAAGGCAAAACGAGUGAAAACUGAGGGGGGCGCUACGGCAGCUGCACCGGCAGCUGAAGGUACUCCAGGCGCCGCAGGCGAAAGCUCGAUAAACCCUGAGCCUUCGGAGCCUGCGCUAGUAGAGGCUGUCGCUGGCCCCAGCAACAACAAGCAACCAGAGUAUCAGCCAUACAGAAGUGUAAUCCUCGAAGCACUCUCGGCGACAGGGCUUCGCUCCAUUCGAUACGCGAAGGAGAUCCCACACGUCAAAUAUGUCGUAGCAAACGACCUCUCAUCCAGCGCGGUCGAGGCCAUGAAGCGGAAUGUCGAGAUCAACGGGCUCGCAGGUCAAGACCCCUCAAACACAGAGGCCUCGGGUAAACGCGAGAACGGCAGCGCGAAGCCUCAGCUAGGGAAAGUCAGAGUGCACGAGUCGGAUGCGUGUGCCUUGAUGUAUAAUCAUCGAACAGAGAAAACUCGCGUUGACGUCGUGGAUCUGGAUCCGUAUGGGACUGCUGCACCGUUCAUCGACGCCGCGGUGCAAUGCGUGCAGGAUGGAGGUCUCCUCUGCAUAACAUGUACCGAUCUCGCCGUCCUUGCAACUGUGAAUUAUCCCGAAAAAUGCUUCUCGAACUAUGGCGGCGUGCCUCUCAAGGCGGAAUAUUGCCACGAAGCCGCCCUUCGUCUCGUGCUCCACUCAUUGUCGACAUCUGCGACAAGAUAUGGUCGGUAUAUCCAGCCUCUGCUUUCCCUCUCUAUCGAUUUCUACGUCCGCGUCUUCGUCCGCGUCUUCUCAGUACCUAAUGAGGUCAAGAAAGCUAUGAGGACCGAUGUGGUCGGGCCUAUCCAUGACCCCAGUUUCAUCGGGAGGGGCAUGCUCUCCGUGGCUAAAGAGGAACUUCCUCUACCGUUCUACUUCACUCCCUCAAGGGUCGCAGGGCACUUCCACUGCAUAUGCCCGUCGUUGGAUGAAGCAGCACAACGCACAUUCGCAGACGUGUUCGAUAUCUUCCGUCUGGAUCAAGAAGAAUCCUGUUCGGAUGGACAAGGUCUCGCCAAUUCACCUACGUUCCACCUCCUGAGCAAGGAGCCCAAGGCGGAAGCAAACUUCAAGCACCAUCCACAAUCGGUCACCUCAUCGUCCAAGAUCAAAAUCGUCCGGUAUCAAAACAACCCAACGCCACACUGGGGUCCCGCGAAGAAAGCGGGCUCCGGGUCUGCUCCGAGUGGAAGAGAAAACGAGAAGGCGACGACGAAUAAUCAUAUUGAGAUGCAGUAA
This is a messenger RNA of Fomitopsis serialis, 1500 nucleotides long. Its product is annotated as N2,N2-dimethylguanosine tRNA methyltransferase-domain-containing protein. Gene Ontology annotation, molecular function: RNA binding. Bases 1 to 1500 code for a protein of 499 amino acids. Gene Ontology annotation, biological process: tRNA N2-guanine methylation. Lineage: Eukaryota; Fungi; Basidiomycota; Agaricomycetes; Polyporales; Fomitopsidaceae. The record is from RefSeq and is a predicted model, not a curated record. The transcript has 13 exons. Gene Ontology annotation, cellular component: nucleus.